Molecule: messenger RNA, 699 nt
Organism: Impatiens glandulifera
Lineage: Eukaryota; Viridiplantae; Streptophyta; Magnoliopsida; Ericales; Balsaminaceae
Product: G patch domain-containing protein 11-like
Exons: 6
Coding region: 1-699 (232 amino acids)
Molecular function (GO): nucleic acid binding
Source: RefSeq, a predicted model, not a curated record
AUGACGACGACUCAAGACAAGAACGCCUUAUCAUCGGAGGCUCCACUUGUCCCCGUCACCGUCGAACGCAAUGUUCGCUCCGACCUCGACACCACACUUCCAAAGCCUUUUCUAAGGGUUUUCGUCUUAUGUAUACAGGAUAAAAUGAAUCACCAAAGAUGCUAUAACAGUAGACAAGGAACGAAUCCGGUAGAUACACUGCCGGAAAAGGUGGAUGUAAGUAUCGAGAUGUUUCUUAGGUUGCUGGUUGUUGGAUUUCUACAAAAGCCUACUGAAAAUGUUGAUCUUGAUAAUGUAGAACAAACUUCAUUGAAUACACAAUUGUCAUCUUCUAAUAUUGGAUUUAGGUUUCUCCAAAAGAUGGGUUGGAAAGGAAAAGGUUUUGGGAAGGAUGAACAAGGAAUAAUUGAGCCAAUAAGGUUUGGUAUGCGGGAUGCAAAAUUGGGAGUUGGAAAACAGGAAGAGGAUGAUUUUUAUACUGCUGAAGAAAAUAUCCAAAGGAAGAAACUUGACGUGGAGUUAGAGGAGACAGAGGAGAUUGAUAAGAAACGAGAGGUCCAAGAAUCUGCAAAACAAGCUAAGCCAAAAAGGGAGGCAGUUUCUUAUGCGGGCCAGAUUUCAAAUAGUAGCUCGACAAAGAAGAAGGCAAAGAUUCCAAUAGCUUCAGUUUUCGGGAAUGAUAGUGACGAAGAACAGUGA